ACCACAAUACGUAAAAGCAAUUUCAGUAGUCUUCUAUAGAAAUUUUUUAGUUCAAGUAGGUACGCUUGCUGAUGCUAUUUGGCGGUAAUUUAAUUCAGUUAAAAGAAAAAACACACCAAAAACAUGCUGUUCUCAAACCAUGGCUGCUUACAACAUUUUAGCCACCAUAAAUAUAUGGAUUUUUUUAAUGCGACGUCGUCUGUCAAUGGAUGCUGCUAUUUAAUAUUCAACUAUACGAAUAGAGGAUGAGAUGGUUCGCUCAACAAGGUGAGGUGAUUGAUACUAUAAGGGCAAAACGCAAUGACUGUUGAAAAGAGAAUUGUUUUGGUUGGGAUUAGAAUUGAUGGCUAUAGCAGACAGCUCCUCAACUGGGCACUUGCCAAAGUUGCUGAGCCUGGGGAUUGUGUUAUAGCAGUUCAUGUUGUUAAAAGUUCGGAUUAUGUUUCCAAAAACAAGACUCUGAUAGAUGGCUAUUUAGAAGUUUAUGAAGGCCUAUGUGGUGUGAAGAAGGUAGGUCUCACCGGUCAAAUCUUCACAGGAAGCUCCAUUAAAAACAUUCUUGUUAGAGAAGCUAAAAAGCAUGCUGCCCUGGCUCUAGUGUUAGGGGGUCGAGCUGCCACAGCUAAAUAUUGUGCUAAACGUCUACAACCCACCACCAAUGUUCUAGCCAUUCAAGACUCAAGAAUUGUCUUCAGAAGUUGCACCAAUAAACAACUACCAGGUGGUCUUAUACUGGAUCCAAGACCAAGUUUAACAAUCAUAAAAGAAAACUUGCGUGACAGAGCAAUCCACUCUUCAAUUUGUGACUCCAUCGUGGAGAUUGAGGAAUCAACGCUCAAAAAUUCCUUAGAAUCGAAGGAAGAAGCGUUUAAUGGGUCAGAAAAGAGCAAGUCAAGGUCAAUAUCCAUGUUUGCAGGUGAUUCUGCCGAACAGAAGCUUGGAUGGCCUCUACUCCGCAGAGCCAAUUCAGGAAUGUCACAAACCCUUCAUACAAGGGACAUGUCAGUAGUACAAUGGGUUAUGACCUUACCAGAUCGUUCACCAAAUAAAGGUUCUAGCUCUUCUUCCACUGAGGAAAAUCCAUUUGAAAGGAGCAUCAGCGAUAUUGAAUAUGAGAGCUCUUCAAAUUCCUCUCCUUCAUCUGUUGAUAUACCAAAUGGCCUGGAAGAGAUGUUAAAUUUAAAUUCUCUAAAUUGCAAGCGGUUCAGCCUUGAGGUUCUGAAGUCUUGCACUAGCCAAUUCUCUUCAGAAAAAUUGGUUGGGAAAGGAGGGAGCAAUCGUGUGUACAAAGGAGUCCUCACUGAUGGAAAAUCAAUCGCAGUUAAAGUAAUGCAGUCAUCAAAAGAAGCAUGGAAAGAUUUUGCCCUUGAGGUGGAAAUAAUAUCCUCAUUGGAGCACAAAAGCAUUGCCCCUUUACUUGGGAUUUGCAUAGAGAACAAUACUUUAAUAUCUGUUUAUGACUAUUUCCCCAAUGGCAGCUUAGAGGAAAAUCUGCAUGGAAAGAACAAGGAUGAAUCCAUCUUGUCAUGGGAAGUAAGAUUUAAUGUGGCUAUUAGGAUCGCUGAGGCCCUUGAUUACCUACACAGGGAAGCUUUGAAGCCUGUCAUACAUAAAGAUGUCAAGUCGUCUAACAUUCUUCUCUCCCAAGGGUUUGAACCUCAGUUGUCUGAUUUUGGACUAGCAGUAUGGGGACCAACAACUUCAUCCUUUUUGACCCAAGAUGUAGUUGGAACAUUUGGUUACCUUGCUCCUGAAUACUUCAUGUAUGGAAAGGUCAGUGACAAGAUAGAUGUCUAUGCCUUCGGUGUAGUUUUACUUGAACUAAUAUCAGGAAGGGAACCUAUCAACUCGGCAGCUUGCAAAGGACAGGAGAGCUUGGUCGUGUGGGCAAAACCAAUAAUAGAGAGUGGGAAUGUUAAGGGCUUAUUGGACCCAAAUUUAGAAGGGAAAUUUGAUGAGGCCCAAUUGCAAAGAAUGGUUUUGGCAGCAUCUUUAUGCAUCACACGGGCUGCUAGACUUCGUCCUAAACUGAGCCAGAUACUGAAGAUCCUAAAAGGAGAAGAGAAAGUUGAAUAUUUCUUAAACUCUCAAGGAGAUAAUGAUCAGGAGGAUUCAGAAAAUCAAGAAAACAUUGAUGACGAAGUGUAUCCAAAUUCAAGUGCAGAGUUACACCUAAGUCUUGCAUUACUUGGUGUUGACGAUGACAGUACAUCACAUAGUAGCACAGACCACAGCUAUAGUGAAGACUUGAAAGAACAAUGGAGCAGGUCAUCAAGUUUUAAUUAGUUUUCUUCAAUUUCUAAGUUCCUAACACCUAUUUCGUCAUUAGUUUUGUGCGUGUACAGUUACGUUAAAAAAACAACAAACGCGAAAACAAAGGAGUUGCGCCCCUUGAUGAGGUGGUUUGUAGAUUUAGAAUGGCAGUUUUCUUUUGAAUUUAUCAGGGAACAAUGUACUAAUUUUUGGAUUUAUGCACAAAUCAUAUAGGCAAUGGUUGAAAUAUAAUGCGACUUUUAUUUCUCUUACCCAUUA
Messenger RNA from Glycine soja, 2532 nucleotides. RefSeq names its product PTI1-like tyrosine-protein kinase 2. The record is from RefSeq and is a predicted model, not a curated record. Gene Ontology annotation, molecular function: protein kinase activity; ATP binding. The coding region runs from base 301 to 2286 and encodes 661 amino acids. Gene Ontology annotation, biological process: protein phosphorylation. NCBI's taxonomy places the organism in Eukaryota, Viridiplantae, Streptophyta, Magnoliopsida, Fabales, Fabaceae. The transcript has 12 exons.